Molecule: messenger RNA, 1203 nt
Organism: Serendipita indica DSM 11827
Lineage: Eukaryota; Fungi; Basidiomycota; Agaricomycetes; Sebacinales; Serendipitaceae
Source: the annotation of a GenBank genome assembly
AUGACCACCUUUGCCGCUCUCGUCUUCGUUCGCCUUUUACUCGCCUUUUCUCCAAUUCCAGACUUUUUGGCAGACAACCAUCAGUUAACUUCACCAUUGACUUCAUUUACCCGCCUGAAUGAAGGCGUCUUUCUGCUCAAGAAUGGAUUCGAUCCUUAUGCUGGUGAACUCGUGAGACACAGUCCAGCGCAGCUCGUCAUCUUUAGCACCAUUCUACCACCAAGCAAACCGCUGUUCCAUCUUAUUUGGACGCUAGUAGAUGCAUUGGCUGCUUGGUCACUGUCCUCGGUGUGGUCUGCGCGAAAUAAACAACGAAACGCACGACGUGAGGCUCUUAUCCAGGCCAGCUAUCUUCUCAACCCCUAUCUCGUCGCCCCGUCACUGGCACUCUCGACUUCGACGCUCGACAAUGCCUUGUGUAUAUUGACCAUUUAUUUUGCAUCCAAAGGUCGACCAGGAAAAGCCCUCUUGACGCUCGCACUCUUGACCCAAUCGUCACUCUACUCGGGCUUGCUGCUCUUCCCAAUCUCGCUUCUGCUCCGAUACGGACCAGAAUCCCGUCUCGCAAACCCAAAAGCCGUGUCAGAUUGGUCAAAGUUGCUCCGUUAUCUCGCACAAUAUGCCGCAUUCAUGGCCGCUCUUGCAUUGUGGUCGACACUCGUCAUGGGUAAUCUCCGUUGGAUAAAGGAGACGUGGGGAGCUACGCUGACCGUCCCGGAUCUCACGCCAAACGUCGGACUAUGGUGGUACUUUUUCACGGAAAUGUUUGACCACUUUCGCAAUUUCUUCCUCAUGGUCUUUACUGCGCUCAACAUCAUCGGUGUGGUCCCACUCACACUCAAAUUCCAGCACGACCCACUCUACGCAGUCUACCUCGUCAUCGGCAACGUCGCCAUCUUCAAAUCAUACCAGACAAUGGCCGACCCAGGUCUCUUCCUCUCCUUUCUCUCCAUCUUCCCAGAAGUUUGGUCAUACCUUCGCCAUCCGCUGCCGACCGUCAUGUGGCAUCUCUACGCCGCCACGCUCCUCCCGCUCUUCAAUAACCUCUGGCUCGGACAAGGCACGGGCAACUCCAACUUUUUCUACGCCGCCACCCUCGUCUUUGGUGUUGCCAAUGGCGCGGCAUUCCUCGACUCGGUCUGGGCGGGCUUGACGGUUCCGUAUGGCGAAAUUAAACAGGAUCACAGUCUGAUACAAAUAUAA